Molecule: messenger RNA, 1169 nt
Organism: Punica granatum (pomegranate)
Lineage: Eukaryota; Viridiplantae; Streptophyta; Magnoliopsida; Myrtales; Lythraceae
Source: RefSeq, a predicted model, not a curated record
GAUAAAAAAAAGAAAAAGAAAUUAAUAAAUAAAAAAGGCUCUUCCCUCUAUCUCCCUCUCUCUCUCUGUCCCUGCGACUGCGAGCACGUAGAGAUCAGUGUCUCGCUUCCCUUUGCCUUCUUCCUCUGUGAGAAGCUCUCGGGAGGGACGAAAUCCAAUUUGCCCUAGAACCGGACUUGCAGCUCAGAACCCUUUUGGCCGGAGGCGGUCUAGGGUUAGGGCUUUAAGGGGUUGAGUGGAAUUUCUGCCCCCAGCGCAGAAUCCAGAAUGUACGCUGAUCGGGUCGAGGCUGAGGCCAAGAGGUCGGUAAAGGAGCGGCUCAACGGCAGCUCCCUCGACGCCCCUUCGCGGCGUCGCCCCGUCACCGGGAAGAGGCAGAGGGAAGAUGAUAAAUGGGAACAUGAUCUUUUUGAGAAUGAUGAACCUCAACUUUCAAAUCACAAAGUUGGUGCUCGUGAUUUGAGAUUGAAACUCCAAAAGAAAGGACUCCAAUCUGCGACUCAAAGUGGAGCACCUGCCUCCAAUGUGCGGGAUUUACGUGAAAAACUAUCUGGUAUUGUAAGUUCACCACCUGCAAACAGUGGUGCAUCUAAACCAAAAUCAGCUUCAGAGGCACCUAGAACUACGAGGAAAAGCGCUGUGGUUGAAGCUUCUACAGAGACCAAAUCCGCCAACCCAGCUCACAAGAAGAAAAAUCAGCAGAAGGACAAUAUGGAGAGCUUUCUUGAGUCCUUGGGUCUUGAGAAGUAUACUAUUACCUUCCAAGCUGAGGAAGUGGAUAUGACUGCACUUGCCCACAUGACCGAUGAGGAUCUCAAAGCUAUGGGAAUACCAAUGGGUCCAAGGAAGAAGAUACUCCUCGCAUUAGAGUCCAGAGAUUGACAUUUUGGGAGGGCAAGGAGUAAGGAAGUAGUUUCUUGUUUACAUGAUGUCUAUGUCGAUAUAGCUCUCAUACUAGCAGGCUCUUUCUUUUUAACUGGGUUAGCCCAUAUGCAAUCCUUUCGGUUUGUCUUUCUUCCUGCUUUCUUUGGCCUUGCUUGGGAAUUCUUUUGUAGGUGCUGUAAUCUGACAACCAUUGCUCUCAGUAGCCGACUCGACAAAUUAAGUAUUUGCUUUAGAGGAUUUUAAUUUAAUAUAAGAUUAGUCGUAGUGUUGCAUUUAUGUUUUUC